Molecule: messenger RNA, 1190 nt
Organism: Capsicum annuum
Lineage: Eukaryota; Viridiplantae; Streptophyta; Magnoliopsida; Solanales; Solanaceae
Product: transcription factor ICE1-like
Exons: 2
Coding region: 262-834 (190 amino acids)
Source: RefSeq, a predicted model, not a curated record
CUGACGGUGAUGACGACAGUUACAAAGUGGUGACAAGGCAAAGACGACGGUGACCGGCGAUGGUGCUGCUUAAAUUUUGUUCUCUAAGCCUGUUGAUUCUCCAUCAUCUUAUUUUUUAUCUUCUGGUUUCAACAAUCUUGACCCCUCUCAGGUAAACUUUUCCAUGCCACCCAAGUCUACUACUCCUCCUUUUCUCAGUGGGUUGUCGAGCAACCCAUUGGAGAAUAGCUUUGAUUUCAUGAUUUAAGCUCACAGAACCAAAUGGGGCAGAACAGUUUAAGUUUUUUUCCUCAGUUUGCUUGUUCUAAUAUGCUUCUAAUGCCUCAAGCAAUCGAUGGGUUUGGUUCAAUUGGGUUUGGGGUUAAUUCUGGCAACGAGAGUGUUGGCAAUUCGUUAAUCCUUAAUAGGUCUAAGUUGUUAAAGCCUCUUGAUAACUUUGCAUUGAUUGGUGAACAACCAACACUGUUCCAAAAAAGGGUUGUACUUAGAAAAAACUUAGAGAAUAAUGGUGGAAAUUUGGGGGUUUUGGGUACUGAAAUAGGCCAAUCUUCGAGCGAUAAGGAAGUGCAUAAAGUGAGUGAAAGGAAGAGGAAAUUCAGUAAUAGUGAUGAUCUUGAUGAUUUGAGUGUUACUGUUUCAACUCUGAAUUCUGAUUCAGACGAUUUAGUCAAAAACUCAGCUACCAUGGUGGAAGAAAGUACCAAAACUAGUGGAAAUAGUUCAAACACAACUAGCAUUGUUACUACUGGAGUUGAUCAGAAAGGGAACGUAGUAACUAGCAUUGUGCUUUCUACGUUCAAAUUUAUGCUGGAGAUAGACAUUUUCUACAUUUAGAGUAUAUAGUCGGUUAUACACAUAGAUGAUAAACUGAUGAUUUGUUUGAUUCAAACCUAUUGGUGUUACUUAUCUUUUGUUUCUAUAGUUUCUUGUUAUAUCACUAUGCAAGCUAUUGUAAAGAUCAAUGUAGAUUAAUCACUGAAUACGACUUUAAUUUUGGUAUAUAAAAUUUGGCCUCUACUAUUAGAUAAGAAACUAUGAGAAUUGUUAUAUUCUUUAGUUUUAAAAGGGGGUUUUCCUGCUUUCCUAUACCCUUAUCAUUAGCCAUGACAGAAAGAAAACCAUUGGCAUCAAUAUUGAGUUGUCAUCGAGUUGUCUAUAUGACUCUCAUACUUGUGUUUUAUUCAGGUCCA